This is a messenger RNA of Didymodactylos carnosus, 870 nucleotides long. Lineage: Eukaryota; Metazoa; Rotifera; Eurotatoria; Philodinida; Philodinidae. The record is from the annotation of a GenBank genome assembly.
AUGCAAGCUAGGCCCUUAUUUUCCUAUUUGAAAGACGAUAUUAAAGUAGAGAGAACACCAGAGAUCGAUUUUUUGUAUUUUUCUCUUCUGAUCCACUUCCAUCGAUUAGAAUAUAUCAGUCCUGAACAAACAAUAAUUACAAAUGAAAUAUUAUAUUAUUUAUCUAAAAUACCAACUAUUAAUUCAUUAAAAUCACAUCGAUUUUCAUUUCUACGUAGUAAAUUAAAUAUUAAUGGUUUCAAGUAUUUACUUUCAUUAAAAGAAAUGUUGAAAGAAUUAGAAGUAAGCGCUAAACAUAUCAUGGAUGAUGAAUUAAUGAUGAUGCAAUAUCCGAGAGAAGCAGAUUGUACCGAAGAUGAAUAUGAAGUCCAUUUAACUCAAGAACAUGUAAAUAUUUUAAAACAAUUUGUUAAUCUAAAAAAUCUAUCAUUCAAUAGAAUAAAUAUAGAUAGAGAAGAUUUAAAUAAUUUAUUAAUUAGUUUAGCUCAAUAUAAUAAUUUAAUUAUAUUAAGCUUAGAAUAUGUUUGUUUUCCAUCAUUCACAAGUAUAUCGAUAAUUAACAAUUUGGAAGAAUUAUCAUUAUUACACCCAUACAACAGCAAUAGAGAAGAAUAUACAGAUAAAGAUUUAUUUAUAUUAUAUCCAUUAAAAAAAUUGAAAGUAUUAUUAUUGUAUUAUAGUAUGAAUUUAUCGAAAACGAUAAGAAAACAAUUAAAAGAAAAAACAUUGAAAAUAUCACAAGACGGUCCAUUUUGUAAUUUAGCAUUUCAACAAUUAGAGGAAUUUAUUCAUAAUGAUGAUGACGAUGAUGGUGAUAGUGAUGGUGAUGGAACUCGCCAUUACCAAAUUGGGUCCUAUUGGGACCAAUAG